AUGAUCAGCGCAUCGUCUUCGCAGAGUUUGCUUGCUCGCACGGCGCUGCGUGGUGCAGCUGCCUCCAGCAGAGUCGCUGCGGUCCGGCUUGCAGCCCGUCCAGCCUCGAUCGCCAUCGCCGACAAAGCUUCUCACCACCCCAGCAGAAGCUUCUCCGCCUCGCCUCUUUCUCGUCAGGCGACCGAAGUCGAAAUCCCAACCAAGGCGGUAGAGGCAGAAGUCGAGACUCCCGCUGCCGACAUCGACAACGACAUCGACGACUUGCCUCCAUCCGAAGAAGCCGGAUUCGAGCAAAGCCUGUCCGAACUCCCCACCUCAGGCCGCAAGAGGAGGGGCAAAGUAAGCACCGACGCCGACAAGGCCAAGCUCCUGCUCAAGUGGGGCUGGUUCGAGGAGAGGGGCUCUCACAAAGCCAAAGCGUUGAUCCGCAGCUUCAGGAAUGGAAACUUCCCGGACUGGCUCCGACCAAAGUACGAAGAGGUCAAGGGCUUCCGUUCGGCUCGUGCACGACUUUGGUCGCCUACCGUCGACGAUCUCCGCGCCGUAGCUGGGCCCGACGCCGAAAUCAAUGAUGCGGAAGCGUGGAUCGAAGCCGAGAUGGAGGCGCACCGCGCUAAGCUUAGCACGUCCAGGCAGAACAGGAAGGGCGGCCUGUCGGAAGCCGACCUGUGGGAUAGGAUGGACUACGAGCGACAGGUCGAUUUCGCGCUGCGUCCGCUGUGGGAGAAGAUGGCCGAGGAGCAGCGCAGCGCCGCUCUGCUCCGAUCGAGGUUCGAUAGCGUUCGCAAGCUAGGAUGGAGGCAAGGGUAUUCGUCGGGCUAUCCCCGACCUGAGGGCGAGAGCUCGCAUCUGCCAGCUAAGCUCGGUGUAGCAGGUGACGAAGGAUGGGCUGCCUUCCGCGAGCUCCAGAAGGCCGAGGAGAAGGAAGCUUGGGCGGCGUGGCUGCAGCUUUCGCCCCAAGAACGCGAGGCGGAAGAAAAGGCGGCGUGGAAGCUGCGUGAUCGAUCGCAGAUCUACAUCGACGAUUCCGAGGACUCGUUCAUCCUGCGUCACCCUGCGCCUAGGUGGUACCCCGUCCCCGAACGUGCCGGUGAGCUCACGUUUUUGCCAAACACAAUCAUCAAGUUGGUCAAGAACCACACGCCGGAAGGCACCGAGUACGACGCGUUCAAAGCGACCUUCCGCGUACCCCUGUCGAUGCACAAGCACGCACUGCGCUCCUACCUGCUCUCCAUCUACGGGUUGAAGACUACCUGGGCGCGGUCGUCGAUCUACCGCUCCACCGUCACGCGCGACAACCGCACGGGCAAAGUCAUCACAGGUCAAGGACGAACGUACAAGAAAGUGGAAGUUGGACUGUUGGAGCCGUUCCUGUUCCCCGAGAUCUCACCCGAGUUCCAGAAGCAGCACCUCUUGACGUCCGAGUUGGACUACGAGCGCAGCCGCGUGUAUCUCAAGAUGACCAAGACGACGCGAUGGAGGGGGAAGAAGUCGACCGAGCAGUACGAGCAGGAGAUUGCCAACAAGGAUCGGGCCAUGUAUCAUGGACUGGAUGCGCUGUCUUCGGAAGGCAUUGCAGGGGAUGCCAAGGUGAACGGGGAGAAGUUCCCGAGGUUCAUGGUCAAAACCAAGGGUCUGCCGAGUGCCAAGCAUGGCAAGAUCUUGGAGCUGUUGAGCAAGGAGAGGAGGGAGAAGGAGGAGAGGGUCGAGGCAUUGGUGAAGCAAUACAAGAGCGAGGCCGCCGCGGCGGCGGCGGCACAGCAGGCAGAGCAGGCCAAGCAGCAGCAGAAGACAGCAUAG
Molecule: messenger RNA, 1800 nt
Organism: Kalmanozyma brasiliensis GHG001
Lineage: Eukaryota; Fungi; Basidiomycota; Ustilaginomycetes; Ustilaginales
Product: Ribosomal protein L25/L23
Exons: 1
Coding region: 1-1800 (599 amino acids)
Biological process (GO): mitochondrial translation
Cellular component (GO): ribosome; mitochondrial large ribosomal subunit
Molecular function (GO): structural constituent of ribosome
Source: RefSeq, a predicted model, not a curated record